Dovyalis caffra is the source of this 1614-nucleotide messenger RNA. The record is from the annotation of a GenBank genome assembly. Lineage: Eukaryota; Viridiplantae; Streptophyta; Magnoliopsida; Malpighiales; Salicaceae.
AUGAUGGAUUGCAGUGGUAUUGAAGGCAUGGAAUCUGUGGUGGCAACUGUUAGUGGCUACCAUGGCUUUGAGAGAUUUAACCUAAUUAAGCUCAUCUCUCAAUCCGGUGCGAGUUAUGUUGGUGCAAUGUCAAAAUCCACUACACAUUUGGUAUGUUGGAAAUUUGAAGGAAGGAAAUAUGAGCUAGCCAAGAAGUUCGAUACGAUUGUUGUUAAUCAUCGGUGGGUGGAAGAAUGUGUAAAGCAAGGAAAGCGUGUGCCAGAGUAUCCUUAUAUGUUGGAAAGCGGACAAGAAACGGGGCCCCUAGUCUUGGAAGUCCUAAAUGUUGAUAAAUUUGGGUCCUUGAAUAAGAACUGCAAACCAUUGUCUGACAAAUCCAACAUCUUUGAAGACUCUGAAAGACAAAUAAUUGAUGUUGAUUGUGAAGAUUCUGGCGUUGCUGCAUGGACUGAUUCCUUUUUGUUGGAUGAUAGUUUGGUUCUUGAUGUCGGGAAAAGCAACAAUAAUUUAUAUAAAUCAAAGCUCAAAAAGGCAAAAAAAUCUUCAAAGCACAAAAACUGUUCAAGUAGCAGAUACUGUUUUCAGGACCCUCCUUUUUCUGGGCUAGUUGGAUUGGAGCAUGGAGGUUCAAGUUCUAAUUCUUCAAGAUAUGAAGAGUCAGAUAUUGAGUCUAAUAUGCAUUCCGUUAGGGGAAGAAGGAAUACUUUUUGCGAUACCGGAAGCACUUUGGCUGAACCUUCUCGUAAAGGUCGAAGGCUUGUGAAGAAAAAUGUUGCCAGAGACAAUUUGGAAACUGUGCUUUUUGAUUCUGACCAAGAGAGGCAUACAGUUAGACUUUAUGAGAACAAUAACAAUAAAUCAACAUCUAAACGUACAGAUGGCAAAAGGAAAAUUAAUAUAUUUGAAGCUAGAGGAACAUCUGAUGUUGCUGUGACUAACAAGGGUUCUACAGUUGAGUCUUUAGACGAUACUGAAGAGGGCACACAUUGGAAUCAUCUAUCUGUUUCUGAGGAUUCAAAUUCAUGUCCUGACGGUGCACUGACUGCAUCAGAAAGAGCAGAUGGCUCUGGCUCAUCUGCUGAGAAUUUAAAUGCAAAGUUUAAAGAUGUGGAUCAUUUUGAAUCGGUUGCCAGAUUACCUACUCCAGCAGAGUUAUCAUGUGUUAUAUGUUGGACCGAAUUUAGUUCAACCAGAGGUGUGUUGCCAUGUGGUCAUCGAUUUUGUUAUUCAUGCAUCCAAGAAUGGGCUGAUCACAUGGCUUCCAGGAGAAGAAUUUCAACCUGUCCUCUGUGCAAGGCUGGUUUUUCAUUCAUAAAGAAGGUGGAGGAUGCAGCCACCUCUGAUCAAAAAAUUUAUUCUCAAACUAUACCGUGUGCCUCAUCAACAGUAGAUGUUUUCGUUAGUAUGCUUCAAGAGCAAAAUAGAUUUGGUGCUGAGCCCUCAUUUGGAUCAGUAUGUUGUGAAUGCCGUAAUCGGGAACCUGAGGAUCUACUCAUUAGUUGUCAUCUUUGCGAGAUUCGAUGUAUUCAUUCCUACUGCCUGGACCCUCCUUUGUCACCAUGGAUAUGCAGUCACUGCAAGGAUCUCCAAAUGCUUUAUCGUCACAACCGUUAA